GGUGUUUCUUUUGCUUAGGAUUCUAUGAAGGAGGCGGGAAAAGAGGAAGGCGGAGGUGGACUAUUUAAAGGGAGCGAGUGAGUGAGGAGCAACGAGAUGUGAGAUCUAAAGAGGAAACGUGAGCAUCAAAGUGAGGAGGCCAGGUGUGAACUGAGUACCAUGGCGGACUGUCAGAACCGUCUGCGAGUGCAACGAGGCCUCACCUUCGUCACGGGCCUGGUGGAGUGUCUGUGUUUUGCGGGGAUCGUAUUCGGGUGGGCUUCUCUCGUUUUCGUCCUCAAGGAAGAGGACUACUUUGUCUCCUUCUGCGUCAACGCCACCAGUGUCAAUGGCUCGCAGUUCUUAGAUUGCGGCGGACAGGACGAACAGUUCUCCCUGGUCUUCACCAUUGCAUCCUUCAGCAAUAAUUUCCUCACUCUGGUCAGCGGCUUCAUCUUCGACCACCUUGGCACCACCGUGGCUCGGCUCUUGGGAAUAGGUUUCCACACCAUGGGUACCUUGAUGAUGGCGUUCUCAAGUUCAGCUCUAUCUGUCCUGCUUUUCCCCGCUCUGUCCUUCAUUUCUGUGGGUGGAAUCAUGCUGCUCAUCACCAACAUGCAGGUGGGUAACCUUUUUGGCACUCGCCGUUCCACCAUCAUCACGCUUUACAACGGGGCCUUUGACUCUUCCUCAGCACUCUUCCUCGUCAUCAAGUUGCUCUACGAGUCUGGCAUCUCUCUGCAUGCCAGUUUCCUGUUCGUGUCUGUCUGCAGCAUCAUUCACGUGCUCAGGACUCUCUUCCUGUUGCCCAAAACCUUCAUACCAUACCCUCUGCCUGACCACUACACAUACGGGCUAUCCUGCAGCAAACUCAGGACUUCCAAGCAGUCGAUGAAUGUGAGCUCUCAGAAGAUUGAAGAGGAAGAGACAUUUGACUGCAAAGCACCUGUAACACCAGAAAAAAGUUUCCGUGAGUGUAUUCUUUCCCGAUUGUUCAUAUGGCACCUAAUUUGGUUGUCUGUGAUCCAGUUGAGACAUUAUCUGUUCAUCGGCACCCUCAACCCCACGCUGCAAAUGUUGACUGAUGGAGAGCCCUCACUGGUGAGCCGGUACAUCAACGCCUUUGCGUUCACACAACUGUGCGGGGUGCUGUGUGCUCCCUGGAACGGACUCAUCAUGGACAGACACAAGCGCAAACCGCGGGUGAAAGGAAUGAGUGAACAAGAAGCAGAUCUGAAUUCUUCAAUUCUGUCACUCCUCCUGACGUCGGUGAUGGCGUUGGUGUUCUCCGUUUGUGCCGCCAUACCAAUCUUGCCCCUGCAGUACUUCACCUUCAUUGUGCAAGUAAUCAAUCGCUCCUUCCUGUACGGUGGAAACGCAGCUUUCAUCAGCGUGGCUUUCCCAUCACGUCACUUUGGGAAGCUAUACGGCCUCGUCAUGGCGGGGUCCGCAAUCAUCUCCUUACUGCAGUAUGCCUGCUUCGCCUUGGUAAAGUCGGUUCUGCACGGAGAUCCUUUAUAUGUGAACAUCGCUCUGACGCUGCUCAUCCUGCUCGCCUUUAUCCACCCCAUGUUUGUCUUUUUGCACUGUCGAAACCUGGCGUCCCAGCGAGCUAAGAACCAGUCUGAGUAGCGGGAAAAAUAUAAGCCAAUGACAACAUGCUCACUCAUCGGUGGUGCUGACAAUUGCAAUUGCCGUCAGAAAGCUUUAUUUUUUGCCACUGUGGCCAGUAUACAUACUGUAUUGUACUUUCCAUAGUAAGUUUUCAACACAGGAGCAUAUGGUCAGAUAAGCCUCUUCACAUGGAUAUUGCAUAAUGUUUACGUAUAGAAAACAAAGAAGAAAGGUUUCAAGAUCUGUGGAGUGUCCACUACACCAGAGGUUCUUAAUCUUUUUGACCUCGGGGCCCAACCUUUCUACUACAAAUAUUAACACUGAAUUAGUCAUUUUACUCGUGGUUUUAAUCGUAUUCAAAAAAUAUAUGUUAAACCUACUUACAGUUUAGCAGAUAAACAUUGUCAAAUGAUAUGAAGCCACCUGUUAAUCACAAGUAUUAUUAUUUAUUUAACACAUAAGCCUGAAGCUUAAGUCUGACUGACUACAAAAAUAAGUACUAACCAAAUAUAAUGCGUAAGAAGGGACUCUUGAAUAAAUUUACAUACAUUUGUGGUGUGGUGAAAUAAAUAAAGUACUGUAAAUUAAUAAUUAAUAUGUUUCUUAACUAAACUGUCAAAACAAAAUUAAAUACAGCUUCACCACUACAGUUAUGUUUGCGCUUAAGAAACAUCUAUGACUUAACGUAUUUUUCAGGCCAUAAUGCGCACUUAAAAUCCUUUCAUUUUCUCAAAAAUUUAACAUACGCCUUAUAACCCGGUACGCCUAAUGUAUGUAUUCAUUCUGGUUGUGCUACAUCUCUUUUAAUUGUUUUUUUGCCAUGUAAACACACAUAUCCAUACACAGUUGACAUACUCUUUUUAUUGAUAUUUUGUAGUGAUUAUCAUGAUUACAAACAUAUAAAUAUAUAUAUAUACAGGUAUUUAUAUAUAUAUAUAUAUAUAUGUAUAUAUAUAUAUAUAUAUAUAUAUAUAUAUAUAUACACUUUUUUUUUUUACUUCUAUUUCACCGUCUGGAGCUUGUUAGACAGCCUACUGGUCACUAAACACCACAUGAAUGAAUACAGCAUCAAAUACGGCUGCAAAAGUAUAUUCUGAGCAAAUAAAAGCAUGUUUUAUUGUACGUUUAUGAGCUGGAGUAUGUUUAAAACUAUAUUUGGACAUAUUAUUAUGAUAUUCGUGACAAAAAAAGACAUCGUCAGAACGACCGCAAUGCAUGCUUCCGGUAACAGCCGCACACAUACUUGGUGGCAAACAUGGUGCCUCUUGUUUAGUUGGCCAUACAGUCUGAAAUGUAGGUGUGGACAGCAAGUUGACGCCUGUUCAAUAAAUGACGCUAGGAAGUAACAAGCAAGACCAAAACUUUGAUGUUUCAAUGGGAAUAUAGAACAUUACAGCGCUUUAGUACAACGUCGGUAAGCUACGAAGCCGCACCGAUUGUCGGAGCCUUACGGCUACAGUAGUCAGACGUACUGUGCUUCAACAUACGGGUAUUAUCAUGACGUGUGUAUAAGUACCCCAAAAUGCCACGUAUUAGGAGACAGAUUAUCUGACGUUUGGUUUCACAAUAUUAUGCAAAACCAACUUUUCUUACUUACUGGUACCUGCUGAUGCACAUUUGGCAUCUGCAUAUGGACCACAGCUGAGAAACAAAUAUUUUUUGGCGGUCUUCUAAGGGGCUCUCGGUUAAGAAACACUGCACUAGACCCCCGAGCAAUGCUGCUGUAUUGGAAAUAAAUAAUAGGAAGUCAGUGUUUUUUACAUUACUUCAGAAUGUAUAAUUGAUCCCGGGUUACUGUUUAACUCAACAUGGGCUAGGUGAUAUUUAAGUAGCUUUAGAAAUUAUUUUUAUAUGGUAUUUUUGUGUGAUUUAGCAACAACGUAGCUACAGCAAAGCACUAACAUUUUUCCAUCAGGAGUGUCGUUGAGGUAUUUUGGUCAAUAUAAAAAUUAUUAUGGACAUUGAGUGGCCAUAAAAUGCAAGUAAGGUUUUUUUUGUUUUUUUUUAAAGCAGUUUGGGCGGGUAAAAUGAAGAGUCCAAAGAACCUGAGUUAUUUGCCAGUUACAUGCCUGUUAUUUGGAGCGACAACAGAACAGUGUCAACUAGGAUGACUCAGCACUGCCAUCCAAGGGCCAGAGCGAGGAACAAAUGUGGCAAGUCCACAUAAUGACCUGCUCAAUGAAAGUUGCAUUAUUUUGUUUAAAACAUGUAUUUUUGCAUUUAAAGGAAUAUAAGGGGAUAUAAAUGACUGGAAAUAUGUUGACAAGUGUGGUUCUUUAGUCUUUGCUCUGAUGGGGAUGAUAUCGAACUGUAAUUAUGAGCACUAAUCUUUCAACGGAUUGGGUUGGUAUUCAACACAGACACAAUAUUCCUGUAUUUUAAGGGUCCCUAAACAUACCACCACAGACUGUUAGGGGGUGUGAAACUUCAAAUGAACCAUUAUAAUAUCUGAGUUUUGUGUAUACCGUAUUUUUCGGACUGUAAGGCGCAUUUAAAAUCCUUUCAUUUUCUCAAAAAUCGACAGUGAAGUAAAGUGAAGUGAAUUAUAUUUAUAUAGCGCUUUUCUCCAGUGACUCAAAGUACUUUUACAUAGUGAAACCCAAUAUCUAAGUUACAUUUAAACCAGUGUGGGCGGCACUAGGAGCAGGUGGGUAAAGUGUCUUGCCCAAGGACACAACAGCAGUGACUAGGUUGGCAGAAGCGGGGAUCGAACCUGGAACCCUUAAGUUGCUGGCACGGCCACUCUACCAACCGAGCUAUACCGCCUUAUAACCUGGUGCGCAUAAAGUACGGAAUGAUACUGGUUGAGCUUACUGACCUCGAAGCAAUUUUAUUUGGUACAUGGUGUAAUGAUAAGUGUGACCAGUAGAUGGCAGUCAUACAUAAGAGAUACGUGUAGACUGCAAUAUGAUGGCAAUAAACAACACCAAAACGUUAAAUGUUCCAUUGAAAAUAUAGAACAUUACACACGGCGCUCAAAAAUAUGUCAAAAUGUUUUUAGUACGACUUCGGUAAACUAUGAAGCCACAUUGCUUAAUGGAUUGUCGGCGCAUUAAACAUACGAGUAUUAUUAUGAUUCAUGUGUAAGGACCGCAAAAUGGCACCUAUUAGCAGACAUUAUCUGGCGUUUUGUUUCGCAAUAUUAUGCAAAACCAACUUUUCUUACCUUCUGGUACCUGCUGAUCUGUAUUUGGGGUCUGCAUAAGUCCUAAAAAUUUGAGCGCACAUCCGCCACUGUAGUCCGUGCUGAUACCGUAGUCGAUAAGCUUCUUCUUUUUCUCUAUCUUCUUGUUAUGGGACAUUCACCCUCUGCUGUUGCCAUUUCUAAUAUAAAGUAGUGUAAAGUUCUUACUUAUAUCUGUCAGUAGACUGGCUAUCGAAGCGCUAAAAACUGUAUCGAGUUUACAUAAUUCACUCACGGAACUUUAGUUAUUAGAGGCUUCUGGUCGGACGGUUUUUGCGGGCGUUGUUGUUGCACUAGUGAGCCACGGAUGAGGAGAUGCUGCUCCGUUAUUGAUAGAAGUAAAGUCUGAAUGUCAUUAGCGCCAUCUUUUGACACUUCUUCCACUCCCGUCCUUGCACGCUACACCGCUACAACAAAGAUGACGGGGAGAAAAGACGCUGUCGAAGGUGAGCCACGUAAAUAAGACCGCCCACAUCCUGAAGCGACUGUCAGAAAGUGACUUGAAGAUGAUCUGUAAAACAUCAUCUAUGCAACAUUUUGACCGAAGAACCACCAUUACAUGUUAUGUAGACCACAAGGAAGUGUUUUACAUUUCGAAAAAAAUCACAAUAUGACCCCUUUAAUGCGCCUUAUAAUCCGAUGCGCCUUUUGUAUGACAAUAGACCUGACUAGACCCGCUCAUCGGCAGUACGCCUUAUAAUCCCUUGCGCCCUAUGGUCCGAAAAAUACGGUAGAUAAUAAUAAUUAUAUGUAAUAAUGUUAGAAUAAUUAUGUGUAAGUUAUGACACAACUCUUAUGCUUAAAGGCCGUUGCUAUAGUUAUUAUCAAUUGUGCUGAAGUUGUACUUUUCUAUCGGUGCAAAGGGACAACUUGCAAUCUUGGAUUGCGAGUGCUCUCGUAUCAGUGUUAUCGUCCAGACCCGGCCUGCUGACUGCCAAGGGCGAACAUCAAGUACCGUGACGCAGACAAAGCAGAGACAGGGCGCUAUCACGAGUGUCAGCACAUUUCCAUUUCUGAAUAAUCAUAUAUUGUGUCUAACUGGGGCUGCUGAAAUUACCCCCCUUCCUUCAGAAGCAGCCUCAGUGAUGUAACCAGGGAUCUCUCUAAAUAGAGGAGCACGUGGGACUGUACCUUAGAGCAGUGGCCCCCAACCUUUUUGUAACUGCGGACCGGUCAACGGACCGGGGUGGGGGGUUUUAUUUUUAUUUGUCAUAAAAAAAAUACAAUCAUGUGUGCUUACGGACUGUAUCCCUGCAGACUGUAUUGAUCUAUAUUGAUAUAUAUAGGAACCAGAAAUAUUAAUAACAGAAAGAAACAACCCUUUUGUGCGAAUGGUAGAGGGAAUUUUUUUGGGUUGGUGCACUAAUUGUAAGUGUAUCUUGUGUUUUUAAUGUUCAUUUAAUAAAAAAUUAAAAAAAAUAUUUUAUUUCUUUCCAAUCGAUCCACAGACCGGUACCGGGCCGCGGCCCAGUGGUUGGGGACCACUGCCUUAGAGCGUAGGUUGGAAGUGUAACU
Messenger RNA from Entelurus aequoreus (snake pipefish), 6292 nucleotides. It is a transcript of the gene slc43a3b, whose product is annotated as solute carrier family 43 member 3b. NCBI's taxonomy places the organism in Eukaryota, Metazoa, Chordata, Actinopteri, Syngnathiformes, Syngnathidae. The transcript is spliced from 13 exons. Bases 160 to 1611 code for a protein of 483 amino acids. The record is from RefSeq and is a predicted model, not a curated record.